Molecule: messenger RNA, 6919 nt
Organism: Myxocyprinus asiaticus (Chinese sucker)
Lineage: Eukaryota; Metazoa; Chordata; Actinopteri; Cypriniformes; Catostomidae
Product: mediator of RNA polymerase II transcription subunit 25-like
Exons: 18
Coding region: 173-2077 (634 amino acids)
Biological process (GO): positive regulation of transcription by RNA polymerase II
Cellular component (GO): mediator complex; transcription regulator complex
Source: RefSeq, a predicted model, not a curated record
CCAGAUUGUCGAUAGCCGAUCGGGAGGUUUGUUGUAAUUACGGUUUACAUUCACGUUUAUGUGAAGCUUUCAAAAUACAGCUAAACAGCGACUGGUAUAAAGAUCAUAGUGGGGACUGCAUCAGUCCAUUUUAUUCUCGUUAAAAGUCAGUUCUGGUAGUACUUGCAGACCCAUGGUGACCCAUAUGGACCCCACAUCUAAGUCUGGGUUGAAUCAGGUGUCAGAUGUGGUGUUCGUCAUAGAGGGAACUGCAAACCUUGGUCCAUAUUUUGAAUCACUUCGGAAGAAUUACAUACUACCAACAAUAGAAUAUUUUAAUGGAGGACCACCUGCCGAAACAGAUUUUGGAGGAGAUUAUGGUGGUACCCAGUAUGGACUGGUGGUCUUCAACACAGUGGAUUGUGCUCCAGAAUCUUACGUCCAGUGCCAUGCUCCAACCAGCUCAGCUUUUGAGUUUGUCUCCUGGAUUGACAGCAUUCAAUUCAUGGGAGGCGGAGCAGAGAGCUGCAGUCUCAUAGCUGAGGGUCUUUCUGUGGCCCUGCAGCUGUUUGAUGACUUUAAAAAAAUGAGGGAGCAAAUUGGUCAGACUCACAAGGUUUGUGUAUUGCUGUGUAACUCUCCUCCAUACUUACUGCCAGCUGUGGAGAGUGUCAGCUACACUGGCUGCACUGCAGACAGCCUGGUCCAGAUCAUACGUGACCGGGGGAUCCAUUUUUCUGUAAUUGCCCCACGGAAACUUCCAGCACUUCGAUCUCUUUUUGAAAGAGCAUCAUCAAUAGCAGGGGCACCAGAUUCUGCACACCCAGACUACAGCCAAGACCCUUUUCACAUGGUGUUGGUCAGGGGCAUUGCACUUCCUGUCGCUCCUGGAGGAGGUUCUGCGGUCUCCCUUGCACCUGUUGUACCACCUCAGUCUCUGCCUGUGGCCCAGCCUCCUCUGGGCACUGCAGCCCAAGCAACUCCUCCGAUGAGCACAGCCCAUCAAUACCCGAAUAACCCCUCUCUAAAUGCAGCCCAUAGUGCAGCAAUGAAGGUACUAGAUGCUGCCAAUCAGCAGAAGAGAUUCCCACAAAUGCCAACCCCCCCCUUCAGCCAAUCUCCAGUUCUUCCAUCAGGAGGUAAACCCAGCCUGUCUACAGUUACCACAGUGUCACCGCCAGUCUUAACACAGCAACAAGGUCCAAGCCAGCAGCCACAGCAGCCCCCGCAAGUCCAGCCACCUGGCCCACCCGCACCCAUUCAGCAACCACCUCAAGCUCCUCAACAGCAGCCCACAGCCAAUCAGCAGACACCACCACCAUCUCAGCCUGGCAUGCCUGCUGUUUCGACACCUCAGGCUGGAGCACAGCAAGGGGUUGCCAACAAAAUUGUGGCUUGGAGCGGAGUUCUGGAAUGGCAGGAGAAGCCCAAGGCUUCCUCCAUGGACUCCAACACCAAACUGACACGUUCCCUGCCCUGCCAGGUCCAAGUCAGCCAAGGGGAGAAUCUAAAUACAGACCAGUGGCCACAGAAACUAAUCAUGCAGCUCAUCCCUCAGCAGCUCCUGACUACUCUUGGUCCUCUGUUCAGGAAUUCACGUAUGGUGCAAUUUCUCUUCACUAAUAAAGAUGUGGAGUCUUUGAAGGGACUGUAUCGCAUCAUGGCCAAUGGAUUUGCUGGCUGUGUACACUUCCCCCACAGUGCUCCGUGUGAGGUGCGUGUGCUGAUGCUGCUGUACUCAUCUCGGAAGAGGAUCUUCAUGGGACUCAUCCCUAACGACCAGAGUGGAUUCGUCAACGGCAUUCGGCAGGUCAUCACCAACCACAAACAAGUGCAGCAACACCGCUCUAUGAACAGUGCAGCUCAGAUGCAACCCGGGCAGGUCCCACCCAAUCAGAACUUCCUCAACAGACCGCCGGGUCCUAUCCCUAUUACGCACGGCAAUGUGCAACAGCAGUCUGUGGUGGUGGGCUUGCCCUCCGUCAGUCAGGUUACACUGAUGGAGGACCAUCAGAGACAAAACAACUUGUACAACGGAGUCGCGUGGCGCCAUGCGGGGGUCGGACGUGUGAACGGCGAGCUCUGCGCACUUUGCUAGUUUUUAAUUAUUUUUGUGUCUUAAACCGGUGAGAUUCGAUACACCCUGCUACAUAACUGUUCUAAGAAGUCAACAAAGAAUUCAGAAUCCUCAUGCUCUGGAGAUAUUAAAGGACACUUACGUACUCAAGCUGAUACCCCAGGGACUCAGUUUGGACGGUGCGGCGGGAGAAAUUCAGCAUCAACUUCCGAGUAUGUCUGUGAUGCUGACAAAGGUCGUGGCGGACUUGGAGGAUCUUGCAGUAAUACGUCGAUCGAUCACUGCGAUGGAGACUAGACUGGUUGGUUACAAGAAUCGGGGACGUCGAGAAACGGAUCAAUUAUCUGGAGUCAUCGGAGAGGGAGUUAGCUGCUAACCCGCUAGCGACCAAAGUAGAUUUGGAAUGCAUUUGGGAAAAGUUGGAAGACUCAUAAUCAGCACAACAAUGUCCGAAUUGUUGGAAUUCCUGAGCAUGAGGAAGGCCGAGAUAUGGUGAAAUUCCUAGAUGAGCUCUUUCUGAGUCUGCUCGACAUAACAGGCCAUAAGCUGGAAAUCGACGCGAGCUCACAGAGUCCCGGUUGGAGAUCCGUGGAAGGAGACAGGCCUGAUCAAUUCUAGCCAAAUUUCUGAGAUCAUCUGAUAAAGAUAUAUCGUGUUACAUGAGGUGAGGAGUAAAGGAAGGUUUUCUCAGAAGAUUUUCUUGUUCCCAGACUUUAUGAAUUCGACAAGAGAGAAACGUGAUCGAUUCAAGGAAUGCAAGAAACUUUUACAUCAACGGAAGGUAGUUUUGCACUGAUGUUCCCGGCCAAAUUCUGAAUAGAUACUAAGGAUGGCCGCAAAAUAUUUACAUGCCCACAACAAGCGAUGUCUUUCAUAAAAUCAAUGGACUGAGGAAGUCAUGGUGUGUUUCUCACGUUCACUUCAACAUUCACUUGACCGUCCGAGGAAAUGGGGCGCCUGUUUUGUUUCUUUUUGUGCUGGUUGUGCCUAGCGGCUGGAGUUUGUUUUGUGGAAUAACACUCAUUCGGGACAGUUGUGGAUGAAUCUGCACGUGCCUUGUGUUUAUGCCUCCUAUUGGCUGGAGUUUGUUUUGUAGAGUAUUUUUUGCAGGACAUUGGAAGGAUUAGGUCAUCUGCUGCACUCUUGAACAGCCGGCUCACUGAACAUUUGGACUGCCCGAGGAAACUGAACAGAAUUGUAUAUUAAAUUUUUUUGUGCUGGUUCCGCUAGGGGCUGGAGUUUGUUUUGUGGAGGAAUACACCUUCGGGACAGUUUUGUGAAUGAAUCUACACUUUUUUGUGUUUAUUUUGCCUAUUGACUGGAGUUUGUUUUAAAGUUUAUUUUCUGUUAUAUAAUUCUGUCUCAUACAAUUUGUAUAGAAACACCGGACUUGAGCAAUCUGAUGGCAGAGUUGGCGUGGGGACUCUCGUAGGCGUGCAUGGACUGUUUGAGUUUAGAGGGAUGGACGCACGCGGGGUUAAUGCGCACAUUUUUCUUUUUUCUGUUUGUUUCGUUCGGGGGGAAGUUUGGGGUUUGACUGUUGCACUAAUGUUGGAAUGUGGUCUUUAUAAUCUUGUUUUUGACACACAAUCUAUUUUUCCUAAUAUGUCAAAAUGUCAAAUGUUAAUAUGAGUGGAUUGUCUUUCUCCACGUGGAAUGUGAAUGGGUUGGGGCACCCCAUAAAAAGAAGGAAGGUUAUUUCUUAAAUGUACGAAAUAUUCUUUUCUUCAAGAAACGCAUCUUUCCCCACAGGAAGCUGAAAAAUUUGGGAAGAUAUGGGGUGGGCAUGUUUUCUUUAGUGCUGGCUCAAGUUAGAGCAGGGGAGUCAUUACAUUGAUAAGUAGACAUCUACAAUUCAAAUGUCUCAAACAGAUUAAAGAUAAAUUAGGAAGAGUCAUUAUUGUUUUGAAAUUCAGGGGCAAAGGUUGAUUUUGGCUAAUAUUUACACACCUAACACUGAUGAUCAGGGCUUUUUUAUAGAUCUUGAAGGGAUGUUGCAAACCGCUGGCACCCCUCAUGAUACAAUAUUGGGAAGAGACUUUAAUUUAUUGAUGGACUCGGUCCUUGAUCAUAGUGAAGCAAAAGUGUGUAAGCCCCCUAGAGCAACAUUGAUGCUUCUCAGGACGUGUAAAAAUCAUGGUCUUGCAGAUAUUUGGAGACUUUUGAACCCACCUGUAAGGACUAUACAUUUUUUUCAUCAGUCCAUAAGAUAUUUGUCUAAGUCCCUCAUUUCAUCUGUAGUUGAUUGCUCAAUUGGAAACAUCUUAGUCUCAGAUCACACCCUGGUGAGUUUAGAGGUGUUGCCACAUAUAGAGAAAAAUAAAUAUUAUAGUUGGCGCUUUAAUGUAUCCCUUUUGCAAAAUCCUGAUUUCCAACAAAUGUUAAAGGCUGAAAUCAAUGUUUAUAUGGAGACCAACUGGUCCUCAGUAUCCUCUGUGGGUGUGGCUUGCGAGGCACUUAAGGCGGUUUUUAAGGGUCGGAUCAUACAGUAUGCCUCAUUCAUCAAAAAAUCCAAAGCACGAGAACUCGUGGAGUUGGAAGGGAAUAUUAAAAGUGCUGAGGCAGAGCUGAAGUGCUGAAUGUCGCCUGAUGGCCUCAGAGAAUUGACCCGAUUGAAAUACAGAUAUAAUACUAUUUUGUCACGGAAGGUGGAGUUUUGGCUAUUCAGGGCAAGACAGUCAUACUUUGAGUCGGGGGACAAAGCAGGGAAGAUAUAUAAAGCAGAGAGAGUCUUUUUCUUUCAUUCCCUCAGUGAAAUCUGCUGGAGGUGAAAUUUUUACCUUUGGCCAUUGAUAUUAAUAAUGCUUUUAAAGAGGGGCCUUGGUAGCUCAGUGGUAAAAUAUGCUGGCUACCACCCCUGGAGGUCGCUAGUUCGCUAGUUCGAAUCCCAGGGCGUGCUGAGUGACUCCAGCUAGGUCUCCUAAGCAACCAAAUUGGCCCGGUUGCUAGGGAGGGUAGAGUCACAUGGGGUAAACUCCUCGUGGUCGCUAUAAUGUGGUUUGUUCUCGGUGGGGCGCAUGGUGAAUUGAGCGUGGUUGCCGCGGUGGAUGGCGUGAAGCCUCCACACGCGCUAUGUCUCCGUGGCAACGUGCUCAACAAGCCACGUGAAACUGGGAUUUGUCCUCCGCAACCCGGACUGAGGCGAAUCACUAUGCGACCACGAGGACUUAGAGCGCAUUGGGAAUUGGGCAUUCCAAAUUGGGAGAAAAAGGGGAAAAAUUCUAUCUUGAUCUCUAUAGUUCCACGUCUCCGUCUACUGAUGAAAAUAUUAGAAACUUUGUGGAACCUUUAGAACUCCCUAAAUUGACGACUAAGCAAAGAAAUUAUUUUGAUUUGGAGGAGCUUGACGAGGUAAUUAAGGCCCUGCCUACAGGGAAGGCUCCGGGGCCAGAUGGCUUUGCCGCUGAAUUUUUUAGAUCUUAUGCUACAGAACUGGCUCUACUUUUGCUAGAAGUUUAUACAGAAUCAUUAAAGAAUGGAAAGCUUCCGCCAACCAUGACACAAGCCCAGAUCAGUCUGAUUCUUAAAAAGGACAAAGACCCAAGGCGAGUGUAAGAGUUACCAUCCAAUUUCCCUGAUCCAGCUAGAUGUUAAAAUAUUGUCAAAAAUUUUGGCUAAUCGAUUAAGUAAAGUUAUGACAUCUCUUAUACGUAUAGAUCAGGUGGGGUUUAUUCGGGGCCGCAGCUCUUCUGAUAACAUUAGGCGUUUCAUCAAUAUCAUGUGGUCAGUGGUGAAUGAUCAGACUCCGGUCGCUGCCAUCUCACUAGAUGCCGAAAAGGCGUUUGAUAUGGUAGAAUGGGAUUAUCUUUUUAAGAUUUUGGAAAUGUAUGGGUUUGGGAGUACAUUUAUUGGAUGGAUUAAGUUGCUUUAUAGACACCCGGUAGCAGUGGUACAAACAAAUGGAUUAAUUUCAGAUUAUUUUACUCUGGAUAGGGGCACCCGGCAGGGUUGCCACUUUCCCCAUUAUUGUUCUGUCUUGCCCUGGAACCAUUAGCAGCUGUGAUAAGAAAGGAGGAUGAUUUUCCAGGGGUGAUGACAGGAGGUAUGGCGCAUAAGCUUCUGCUUUACGUAGAUGAUAUUUUAUUAUUCGUCUCUGACCCUACUAGAUCUAUGUCUUGCCUCCACAGAAUCAUUAAUUCCUUUUCUAAGUUCUCAGGAUACAGAGUCAAUUGUUCUAAAUCUGAAGCUUUGUCUCUGACCGCCUUCCAGUGGCCCAAACCAGGCAUUAAGUAUUUGGGUAUUUUAUUCCCAGCAAAUUUGUGUGAUUUGGGGGGUUACUACACUCGGUGACCUAUAUGAGAGUAGUGUGUUGAGAUCCUUUGAAAAUUUGGUUCAACAUUUUGGGAUCCCCUGAUCUCAGUUUUUUUUAGGUAUCUACAGCUGCGCCACUUGCUCUGUACUAUUUUUGGGAAUAUACCCAUACACCCCCCUAAAACGCCAGAUACUAUGGGUGUGGUGAUUACUGAUUUUGGAAAAGGUCAUGAGGCAUCAGUGUAUUACUCCCUGCUAAUUCAGAGUCUGGGGGACGGAGCUUCAACUUCUCUCAAGAGAUUAUGGGAGAAAGAUUUAAACUUGGAAUUGGAGGAGGGAGAGUGGGCUAGGAUUCUAAAAAACAUCAAGUCUGCAUCUAGAGAUGGUCAACUCAUUUCAGGAGUGGUGCUCGGAGAUGGGAAGGGUGGCGGCCUUUGAAGAAGGGUCAUUUAGAAGAAUGGGGAAGUUUAACUUGUUCGUGGAGAAAUGUGGUGGAUAUAUGUCAUUUAUGGAUGUGUGAUUAUUAUUAUUAUAUAUUUUAUUUGUUUAUUUAUUUAUUUAUUAUUUUUUGUGUGUGUGUGUCUGAAUCAUUUACGACCACUGGGAUGGUGU